Molecule: messenger RNA, 528 nt
Organism: Funneliformis mosseae
Lineage: Eukaryota; Fungi; Glomeromycota; Glomeromycetes; Glomerales; Glomeraceae
Source: the annotation of a GenBank genome assembly
AUGGGAGAACCACCUCAGUUAGUUAUGUAUGCUAGCUGGGAUUUCCAAUUGAGUGAUGAUUUACGAACAAUGCUUGCAAGGGAAUUUCCUAAGCGUUACUGUGAAUAUCAACGGGACAAAGUUCACAUGCAAACCUAUUUGUUUCUGGCUGGGGCCGGUACUGGCAAGUCGCGAAACGCGAACGAAUUUCAUAUGUCCGUUUUGAAUUCAUUAUCAGAGCACACAGCAUUAAGAGUUCAUGUAGCCAAUGCUUGGGUUUUUCGUAUCAGUUUCGAAAAUGGUUCAUCUGUUGAGAUAGGAAUUACUGCCAUUGGCACUAGGAUGCUUUGUGCUUUGUCAAUGUCUUGCUCAAAAUUUGGAUCCGUAAUUAACGAUUAUGAAGCACCUAUCCAUCUGAUAUUUUUCGAAUUAAUUGUAAGAAAAAAUUAUACUAUUUUUCUGGUUGUGGAUGGCUUAAACCAAUUAAUGACCAAACAAUCAGAUGGAACAGACAAAAACAGCGAUUUUUACCGAACACCACAAAUAUAG